GUCAGGAGUCAAAAACUUAAAACUGUUAUGUCCUAUUAAACUUAAUUAGAAGCAAAACAAAACACCAUGCACGAAUUACUACUAGAGAUCUGGGAUUCUUAUGCACAUUUAGUCAGACGAAAAACUGACAAGUAUUCAAAGCGUUAUGCUGUUUUGGACAAAUUCCUGAAACUGUAUCUCAUGUUGGCUGAUGGGUCUGAUGGUGCUCCAAAUUUAGGCAAUAUGAAGAAUGUGUGCAGUCAGCUAUGCCAGGAACUGAUGAAUGACAUCCUGUUCAUUUCUAACAACACUCGUGAUAAAAGUGAUGCAUCUGGUUUGGAGGAGUAUCUACUUCAAGGUCGUGGAUGGAUGCUGCUCAAGGUCAUUCACCAUGUUGGCAUGAAGAGUUUAUCCAAUUGUCGAGACCUUUGCAAUCUGCUGUUAUCGUUGUUGCCAUGGUGUGAAACAUUCCAAUCUGUAGAAGCUGACAAAAUGUCUAUCUACAACAGUUCAUCGAGGGAACCUGUAGCCAGCUGUUUCAAGACCGUCCAGAAGUUAUCCAAACUGAAAACGUUUAGCAGCAAUGAUGAACAACAACAGAGACAUUAUGGCUUCCACGAAGAACACAUAGCACACAGAAAGAAAGUGCUAAAGAAAGUUUCUGGUUACAAUGCCCAGCAGUCUGAUUCAGACGACAGUGCUGGCAACACGAAACCGAGACAUCGCCACCUGAGACUGAAACGUGGUCCGCGAAUUAAUGUGUACAAAUUGUCUGUUCGACUGGAUGAUAAGGAAUCUGACUCUGAUACAGACUUAGUGGACACAUUUCCCAACAUGGAUGAAUUUAAGGGUAGUAUUAGUUCCGCUGAUCUUUGUCAUGUGAUAUUGCUUCUACUCCAAGAUCUCUGUGUUCUUGAUCUAGAUAAUGCGGCUCCUGGAAAACUUAUGUCGUCUGUGAUAUUACCUCAUCUACUUCAUCUGCUGUCGACCAUUUCCAGCAGUAACGUAGGUCCUGAGAAGUUUGUCUGGUCCAGGGAGACCGUGAUGAUUGUACAGAAACAGCUUGUUUAUUUGUUGUUCACGGUCGGUUCUAUUAUUGCCACACAGCAGAACGGGGUGAAGAUUUUGCUGGCACACAACAUUGUUGCGGCACUGUUAAAAUCUGUUUCUCAUCAUGUGAAACCGCAGCCAGUUGAAGAAGGUGCUGAGAAAGGAGAUGGAGACUCUGAGAAACUCACCGAUGUUGAAAGACAGUUUGUCCUGGAUACCCUUUGUGGCAUUACACUUUUACUAGAAGUGAUAUUUCAGCAGCUGCCAUUCAUGAACCCUUCGUUCAUUAACAAUGCUCUGUGCAUACUGGAGGAGUUCAAGGAAAAUGGCGGGUUUGAUUUUGUGAAAGUGUUACUCACUGAAAUGGAGUCUAUCAAUUCUAAAGCAGGUCAGUCAGGAGUGGCGACGAAUGGAGAACUUCUGAAACACAUCAGCUCUUUCAUUCUCACUCUCAAACUGGUCAAAGUCAACUACAUCCAUUUCAUGAAGUGCUUGAAGAGACGACACAGAAACUGUGACUACGGGCCAUACCUGCAUCACCAUCAUGACAUCCUGGGCCUGUCCUGGUCUUCAAACAUCCAGCAAGGGUUGGGGAGGAUGGAAGGACGCACCACCUCUUACACGCAGUCCAGAUGCCUGGUGGCCAGGUGGGUGACGUUUGUGCUGGAUCUGCUUGGCAGUGUCAAGUGCAAGAAGCUGCAGGUCCAGCUCCUGUCCAUGCUUCACUCUCCUGGCAUCUGCUGCUGCAUGCAGCCGAAGAUGUUGAUUGAAUCCCUGAUGCCCCUGGUUCCCACCUUCUCUGUGUCCAUCAGAGACUUUUGUCUGGAGAUACUUAGUGAUGUCCUCUUGGAGCAGUUUCUCGGCAAAGAAGAGUUGUUUGAAAGUGAGACAUCAGAAACAACAAGUAAUAUGGAAUCGGCUGCAAAUGCAUGUCAGCAGUGUUUGCUGGAGGGUGAAUUGUCAUCAUUUUCCAAAAUGGGUUGCUCAGAAUCGAUAAAAGACUUAGCCAAAGGGAAAGACAGUGGUUUCUCGAGUGUCGAUAUUCAAGAUCAGAGGAAACAGAAGUCGUUGAAAAGAUGGCAAGCUCUGCAGUUCUUGAAGUCCCAUAUUGUGACGCCUGAUGAGGGAUUGGCCCUGUGUACCGCAAAACAUCUGAUGGUCCUGGCCAUCCGAGGAAACAGUGACAUCAAGGAACAGUUGUUCUUCAGGAUAUACCAGCCAAUCCUGCACUGGCCUGUUGACAAGUUGGUGUCCUCUCUGUCCUCUUUAACCGACACAUCCUCAGAUGAUCAGGCUUUUAAAGUGUCCAUUUCGAGCAGUGUCCUCAUGUACUGUGUGUCUGCAUUGCCGUACGUUCUCCAAGUGGACAUUGUUAUGAAUGCCUUUCUGGAAAAGCAUGGACUUUCUCGGCUGGCCAAUCUCAUGGAAGACGAGCAUCUUCGAGCACCGGUAAUGGGCGUUUUCGAAGCCCUGAUCAUGAUCGACGAACAGAAGGUGCAGGAACAGAAGAGAAAACUGGAACCCAAUUUGUCGAAGUUUACAUCGGACUACAUCCGAGGAACAGUCAUGCAGAUGUUUACCGAGAGUCUGGCCAAGAAGACCUGUGCCAUAAUGGCCAAUUUUCAGCAGCUGAGCUCAUGUUCUCACAAAGCCGAAGAGAAAAUAACUCCAACAGAUGUAGUGGAUGACUCUCCGGUGAGCGGUCAGAGACCGAUUUGUGUUUUCCAGCACCACCACAGCAUAGUGAAGAAUCUUCCAGUGUUACUCGACAUGUGGGAGACGUCUGCCAAACUGUGCAUGAACAGCCUGACAUUUCGGUCGUAUUUCCGAAACUCACCCUGUCUGUACAUAGUUCAGGACACGUUACUGCUGGUGCUGGAGAUACUGUCUGGAAUGGGCAGUCUGACCACUGUUGGGUGCUGUGAGAUGAGCGAUGGUAGAGAGAAAAUAUCCUUUUCGUGCCAUUUUCGGCAGUUGGCCUUCAUUGAAGCUGUCAUGGUUGUGUGUUUCUCCUGCUCGACUAUUUCACCCAUACAGAAGAAGGGUAGCGAGGAACAACAUUGGUGUCAGCUGUUGGCCUCUCUGCAACGUUGCAUCAACCUGGAGCCGUGUAAACUGAAGGCCGUGUUUGAGAUGUUGCUCAGUGCUGCUCAGCCACAGCUGUCCUCCAUUCUCGAGUAUUCCUACAACCAGAUCAUCGCCAUGCUCAAUCUGCAAGAUAGCGAUGAUGAUGUUGAUGAGGAUGAUGUCCACUACAUGUGUGAUGUCAGCCCAAGUGACCGCGAUGAUGACACUGUGUACACAGAACACGGCUACGAGGCAGACACCGAGAUAUCACUACCAACUGAUUGGAAGAAAGAUGUACACCUCAAACAGAAAAAAAGGAAGCAGCUGAACACAAGAUGUUUUCCAGCCAUCUUCCGUCUGUUCGUGGAGCUGGCUGUCAGCAGUAAGAAGACUCAGUCUGGACAGACCAUCAUGAUACCUAUACUGCUUCGUUUUCUCCAACUCCUGCACAAUAGUCCCCUGGCAGUACAAGCUGUGUGUUCAGAGGGAGUCCUCCAAGUGAUGCUCGAGGGAUUCAGAGAAAAUCUAACUGAUGAUGCCCAGGAUUCACAUGAAGUGGCCGUCCAAGAGAUACUACUCUUAAUCUUUCAGCUGCUUUCCCAGAAAGAGUUGUCUGCCACAGAACUCGGGCUGUUCAUGAAAUUCUUCCUCUCCAAACACUCGCCAUGCACAAAGGGAUACCUACUUUCAAGUCUAAUGAAUGUUGUCGAGCAUAUCCAGGUGGAACCAGCCUACACACUGACCUUUCCUGUGCCAAAGAAACACCCACCCAAACCUAAGGACACUACAGGUACCGAGAAGAUGAGCCAGCUUUGCUGCUGUCCAAAACGAACCUGGGGUCAGUCUGCCAUUCACUGUUUCAUCAGCAGUGGGUUGCCAUGGCCACCGUUUCCGACUGGUUUCAGUGCUGUGUUCUGGAUGAACAUUGACGAGGUUUUCAAACAGAGUCAAGUACCGCCGUCCAAUUCAUCGCAGAGAUAUUCCUCCUCUCUAAUCUUCUCGUCACUAAAUACUGGUGUUGAUGUGAAAGUGACCGGUGCACAGAAGAAUGGCGGGACGUCCUCGGUCCCAAUCCUGUACCCUGUUGGAGAGUGUCUUCAUGUGAUGUCGUUAGGAAAAACUGAUAAGACGUUUGAAGUCUGGGUGGACGUGGCAAGGAAGAGAUUCAUAUUCAGGAUUACAAGCACGACGAAUGAGGACGAAAUCCUGAAAGAAGUCUGCUCCGACAGACUGCUGUUUCCCGGCAAGUGGCAACACGUGGUCUUCAGUUACGAGGAAUCGUUAAACGGCAGCACGCUAAUUGGCAAGUUAAAAAUCUUAAUUGAUAGUUGGGUAUCAAGGGAGAUAACCCUGGAUUACCCAGCCCAGUUCCACCGGAAGCUACUGGAGACACCUCCAACACUGUGUGUUGGUCAUGUUGAAGACUUGUACAUCAGUGACGCUGGACAGUAUCAUCUUGGCAAUGUAAUGCUUUUCAAAGGAGUAGAUUUCAGUCGAGAGUGGUGGUUCCAUCACUUCUGCCUCGGUCCCGACCUGAGCAGUGUCAGUAAGUGUGACUGUGCCGACCUGCGCACCGUCUACACUCCGCACCUGACUCGGGAAAUACUCUGUCAGUCAGGACUCACCACCGACGUGUUGGUCGGAGCAUUGCCAGUGGCCGAUGUGGAGAAGGCUAGGAUUUCUGCAGUCUUGUCCUACCAACCAAAAUUUGCUGAAUCAGCUCUACAUCUGAAUUACAACCACCAUGCAGAGAUGGUCUCUAGCCAGAACAUUGGCAGUGCCAUCAUGCCAUAUGCUCUGAUCUACCAGCUACCUGAGACUCUGACCCCAUUCGUCAGUGGACAGUUGAUGGCACAGAAGCACAGUACCAUGGAAAAGGCUGUGGAGCAGAUUGGGGGAGUUGGCACAUUUCUUUUCCUUGUAGCCAAGGUUUAUGAAGAGUGUAUUCACAUAUUGAACGUUGACCGGGCUACCGCUGAGAGUCUACAGAGUACGUCAGUACGGUUGUUGUUUGCCGCCGUGCACCACAUGCCACUGCUUGCUGCCGAGUUCAUAGACAUGUCGGGAUACGCCAUGCUCAGCAAGGUCAUGGUCAGAUCGAGAAGUGUCAUGGGAUUUGAGGUGCUCAAGGCAUUACUGAACAGCUGCACCUCGGAGUCUGUGUUCAGACCUGAUGCCUCGGCCACUAAACCUGUGUUACGACUGGGCACUGAGGCGGUGGUGCGCGACAUCUCGAUCGUGGAGCACCUGCUGUUGUCAUGGCGACUGUGGGACGAGGCUGAGGAAGAUGUGGUUGAGCUGCUGUUUCUGGUGCUGAAGGUCUUGGUGCGAGAAGAUCAUCCAUAUCGGAGCGUGAACGUCAAGCAGUACAAAGCUGGCAACAUCCUGAUGAAGAUAUUUUCAAUAUAUCUGGAGCGUAUCCAAGAGGCUUUGCCUUUGUUGUCUACCGAUGUGAGCCAAUCAGUGACCUCCAUUGUCGCAAGCUUACUGGGGUCGCCACCUGAUCUUCACCUUCUGGUGAAUGUCACAGACUUCCUCCUGCUUGUACAUCCAGCAGCUAGUGCUUACGUAAAUCACGCUGACUCAUAUCUGUUUUUCAAGCCCUGGUGGGCUUUUCCAUCCGCAACCUCUACACCAGUGAAAUUGCCAACAGCAUCUUCCAGUACAGAAGGCAUUCAAAGUAGUGCAAGGAAAGGUGAAUCCUCACCUGUACAAAGAGAACGUGUUAGAAAAUCAAUGUCUGAUGAAGAACGGUUGGUGGAAAUUCUUGAUAAAAAUCUCUCCGAUGAAACAUCACAUGAAUCAGAUGGAAAAUCCAGAUCCUCACAACUGGAAAAGACGGGUUCGUUAAAGUUGUCAACCAAGUCAAACACCGAUGAGAAACAGAGUCUUGGAAGUGACGCUAGCUCUGUCUGUGGUUCAGAAUUUCCUCCAUUACAGUACUCGACCUCUGAAUACACUUCAGCCCUCGUCCAGUCGGACAGUGAAUACAACUCGAGCUCCAAAAAGUCACCACAGACAAACAUUCCAUCGACUGAUAAUGAAAAUUCAACAGACUCGGGAAUGUUCACCCAGAAAAAGAAUGCGGCAACCGUCCACCAUUUUAAGAGCUCCAGCAAAGGGGAGAUAAGUGAUGAUGACGAAGACAUAAAAGUGGAACUAGCUGAGGAUAGUGAUGGCACUAAGACUUCGUCGUGUCGGUUACCUCUGGUGUUCACUGUUUCACAGGAUAUCAGCGAGGUUACCGUGGUGAACUUUGACUCUGUGGAGGACACAGGAAGUGAAAAAGACAUUGGGCUAGCCACUCUUUUAGCAGGACUACUGAACUACAUCCACUGGGUGAUACUUGACAUCCCUGAUCAUUCCCUCGAUGUGGCGUUUGGCUCCGUAUUGGAUCCUGGCUGUCUGAUUAUCCUAGCUCACAACAGUUCACCGCAGAUCAGGGCAACCAUUAUCAGGCUGAUUGGCGCCUAUGUGAGCCGAGCUCCACACUAUUACCUGGAGAUGUUUCUGAAAAUUGAAGGUUUCCAUCUGCUGUCCAAUCAGCUCCACCAGUACCCGGCAAGUGAGGAGCACUUGGAGGAUGCGGUGUCCAUCUUCCUGGGGCAGGACUUCUCCUUCAAUGACGGGUGCCAGCUGGAAUGUCUGACCGAACUUACAGCCAUCCAGCAGUCAUCACCGGUUCUGUUCCUGUCUCUCCUGGAGAAAACCGCUCAUGAUGUUGCACUGUGUCAUAACUCACUGGAAGGUUUAUGUCAGCUGAUGGAGAACUCCCCGAUUCUAACAACACUGUUCAUAGAGCAAGGCUUGCCCGAAGUAUUGUGCAACCUCAUAGCGACAGUUCAUAGAGACAGCAACAGACCAACGGACAUUUCGGGCCGUGAUGAAAGUCAGCUGAUUCUGCAGGAUAUCCAGAAAGUGUUGUGCAUUCUGGCAGAAAAUGAGUUCAGCUGGAGUGGAGUUGGUCACUAUCAGCAGCUGGAGGAUCUCAUCAACCUGAUGAAGGCGUUAGAGAACCACCAGUCUCUGUUUGAUUGUGGCCAAAAGCAUGCAGAGACUGUGAGAGCCCUGCAGUACACUGUCAUCAGUAAAGUGUUGGACUACGUCGAGACUCAGAGCAAAGAGCUGAGUCAGCAAACUCUGAGCUGGUUUACACUCUCUGACAAUAAUCCUACCACUGGAAGAUACAGUAACCAAAAAAGAAGUCCCAGCACUCCCCGAUUUUCCCAACACCACCACAAUCCGUCCCUGACUGAGACAUACCCUUCUUCCCUCCCCCACAAAAAAGCAGGCAUGUUUUUUCGAAGUGAUAAGUUUUCAGACAUUCCGUUUGAUGAGAAGAUGUUGUCAAGCGUCGAGAUGGACGGCUCAUCGGGAUCCUUCACACGGUGGUCACUGUCGCGGAGCUCGUCACAGCAAGGGCUGGUUGCAUCGCCUCCGUCAACCUCAAGACUCUCCUUCCUGUUUGGGAAGAACAAGAAAGUGAUGCACACACCCAUCAGCCAGUCGGAGUUGCUCGACAGAUUCAAGAAGUUUUUGGUGUUCGCGGUUGAUCUUGUUGUUUUUAAAGAACGGACGGAGGUCAUUAAACCAGUUAAAGGAAAAUCGCAGCUGUUUUUCAGCAAGACAUCCAACAAUGAUGACAACUUCCUCACAAAACUCUUCACGUUUACCUACAGGGCUCUGGAGUGCACCUUGGACAAAAGUGGCUAUAACCGAAAGACGGGAAAUGUGAUAAUGUGGGGAGCCAAGGAUCUUAUCAGACAACAGUUUGGCAGAUUACUGCUGUGCAUGUUGUCAACAAGAGUGGAUUUCAAUGUGCGACUGUUCGCACUGUCGUUCAUCAUGGGAGAAAUGCGAGGCCGAGAAAUCAUCAAGAUGUGUGCGUCAGUACAUCCCAUGGCUGUGGAGCUGGGUUACUACGUGUUUGACUUGUUGACGACCUGGCGAGACUGGCUGGUCGGACCUCAACGUGAACAGGGCUGUGGUCUGCUCAACAUCCUCAGGCAGCUCGGCCACACCAUAUUCAUGACGGAACAGAAACUGACUGCAGAGAAAAUAGCAGUUCUUACAGAGGACAAAAGAAAUAUUGACAGCAGGUUUAUGAAAGAAAAACAUCUGUGGCGUCAGAAAAAAGAAACGGUUACAUACAGGAUUCUUCAUCGAUUUGACAAACACGCUAAGUUGAUAGCUGAGCAGGCUAUGGCAGUGACGCGCAAUGUGACACGACUACAGAACGCCCAGCGCAAGAAGCUGAUAGAACACAUCAAGAAGAACAUGACAGAACAGAUCCAGCUAAAACAGUCGUGGCAGAGACUUGUACAGAACCUCACUCAUGAAAGAUCUGUGUGGUACCAUGAAGAAUCUUACCCUCGGUCAUGGCAGAUGGAUCCCACAGAGGGCCCCGGGAGAACCAGGAGACGGCUUCAGCGCAGUCAUCUCGAACUUGAUGCAAAGUACCUUACAGAUGAUUACAAGAAAAAUGUUGAUUCCCAGAGUGCUGACCCGCCUCUGAUCUUUCUGUUUCAAGACAAACAUCAAAUGUCGGAUGCAGCUGCUCUUAUCUACAGACUUCAGACAAAUGAGAAAAUACAGUACACCAGUCGAUGUACGGCUGUCUCUCCGUCCAGUGAGAGCAAAGGUGAACUCCUUGUUGGAGAAAUGUCCAUCUUCUUUGUGGCUGAUGAAGCAAUCACAGAUGCUAAUUACACGCAGGUGUUGCUAGGCAACAAAGAUCAGCUGUCGAUGAAGUGGCCGCAUGUUGACAUCCGAGAGAUUCACCAGCGCCGGUACCAGCUGCUUGAUGUGGGACUUGAGAUCUUUCUCACCAACGGCAAGACGUGCUUGUUAGCAUUUCCGUCAUCACACGAGCGUAAUGCAUUGCAGACAGUUCUGCUCAAGUCAUUAGAGUUACCUAACCUGAUAGCAAGCGGUGACCUUGCCGCCGUGCAGCGUCUGUGGCAGGAAGGAAAAAUCACGAACUAUGACUACCUCACCUACCUCAACAAGAUGGCUGGCCGGUCAUUCAAUGACCUCAUGCAGUAUCCAGUCUUUCCAUUCAUUCUGCGGGACUAUCUGAAUGUGGAGCUUAACCUGAACAAUCCAGCUGUGUACAGAGAUUUGUCCAAGCCGAUAGCCGUGCAGGAGAAAUUGAGAGAGCAGAAAUACAGAGAUAACUAUGAGUUUCUUCGACAAGAAUAUGAGAAACCACCUGACCUGGACAACAGUAUCCGCAUCAAGCCAUAUCACUAUGGGAGUCACUACUCCAACAGUGGUACAGUCCUUCACUACCUUGUGCGACUUCCGCCAUUCACCAAGAUGUUCCUGUCUUACCAAGACGCCAGUUUUGACAUUCCCGACCGAACAUUCCACAGCAUGGCUACAUCGUGGAGGCUGUCCAGCUUUGAGUCGGCUUCAGAUGUUAAAGAACUCAUUCCAGAAUUCUUCUUUCUGCCAGAAUUUUUUGUCAAUUCGGAAGGUUUUAAUUUCGGCAAGCGUCAGAAUGGUGAGGUUGUGUCUGAUGUGAUACUUCCACCAUGGAGCCUGAACGAUGCUCGUCUCUUCAUCCUAAUACACCGACAGGCGCUGGAAUCGGCAUAUGUCACCCAGAACAUUCACCACUGGAUCAAUCUCGUGUUCGGCUACAAACAGCAAGGCGAGGAGGCAUUCAAAGCCAUCAAUGUUUUCCAUCCAUCGACAUAUUUCGGGAUUGACGUUGAGCUGUACCAGGACCCGGUGAAGCGACAGGCCGUGCUGACAAUGAUCCGGACGUACGGACAGACGCCCAUACAGCUGUUCUACUCGCCUCACCCCCCUAGUCAAGCAGGACACAAGCUCAGCUCUGGUCUAUCCAGAACCCCUUUAGUCAGCGAGAAGAAAGUCUGUGUUCCUCGACUGAAGAAUAUCACUGGUUUGAAUUGGGGCAACUACAUGUGGAAUCCGGAGGGUGCCGCCCCAGAACCUGCCUGGCAGCAGAAGUAUUCUGUGGUCUUCAAAUCUCUGGUGCCCAUCCCAACAGGCUACAUGUUCGGACUGGAAGACAAUGCCUGCGUAUUGUUGUUACAUGGAAAAGAUAAAGCUGACGUGCAGGAGAAUGUGACGGACGUGAUGUGGGCCGGCAUUGUGAGCUGGGGUUAUCAGGACGGCAUUCUGCGGGUUCAGAAUAAGGUCGCUCAACCGCCAAUCAACUUUCUACGGGAGCCCAGCUGUGAUGAGAUAAUGUGCUGUGCAUCAGUGCCCGACUGUCGACUCUUCUUCACUGCCGGGACAGCUGGAGUCAUCAAUGUGUAUAACGUCGCACACAACAGUGCCAAGGCCAGUAACCUGCAAGUGUUUGGCAGUCUGACUGCGUUAAUUGGCCACACAGGUACAGUAAACGUGAUGGUGCUGUCUAAGCCAUUCAGUGUGAUUGUCACGGGAAGUGAAGAUGGGACCAUUAUUGUGUGGGAUCUCAACAGAUUGUCAUAUGUGCUCUCAAUAACCAGUCAUCCCAAGGCCGUGAAGACGCUGGCAGUUAGUGACACUUUGGGAGACCUUGUCAGUGUCAGUCCUAGAGGUAUUAAUGCUUUGGGAAGCUUCAUCCAGCUGCACACAAUAAAUGGGAAACACGUAGUUUCACGGAAGUGUGAUGAGUUUUCUAUAAACUGCCUGGCAUACUCCACAGCUCCCGAGGGAAGAUCUAUCAACGUGAUUGCAGGAGGCCUUAGUACAGGGGUUAUACGUUUAUGGAACAGCUGGGACCUAAGUUGUCUUCUAGAUCUCGAACACGAGUCCUCACUGGCUCGGCCUGUCGUCAGUGUGGCCUUCACUUACGACUGUCAGAGGCUGUUUGCAUCAGCUGAAGAUGGCACAGUGACCAUGUGGGAGAAGCCUUCAACACGGGGGAAGCCUCACAACUUUUCACCGUUCAUACAACCUAGGAGUUGAGAGGAACUG
This is a messenger RNA of Gigantopelta aegis, 11031 nucleotides long. RefSeq names its product lysosomal-trafficking regulator-like. The record is from RefSeq and is a predicted model, not a curated record. Bases 67 to 11022 code for a protein of 3651 amino acids. Lineage: Eukaryota; Metazoa; Mollusca; Gastropoda; Neomphalida; Peltospiridae. Gene Ontology annotation, biological process: intracellular protein localization. Gene Ontology annotation, cellular component: cytosol; membrane. The transcript has 55 exons. Gene Ontology annotation, molecular function: protein kinase binding.